AUGUCUGGAGUUCUUCCAACCAAUCUAUGUCAUACAUCUCCCUCUCUUAAAGAACUUUACCUUGGCAUGAAUUCAAUCUCUGGACUAAUACCAAACUCCAUCCCAAAUUGCUCUCAACUCACAAUACUCUCAAUUGGUGAUAACAAAUUCAGUGGUUAUAUACCUACCGAUCUCGGAAACCUAAGGCUUCUCGAAAGCAUUAGACUGUUAAGCAACAAUCUUACAAAUGCACCGUCCUCUCCAAACAUGGGCUUCCUUACAUCAUUGUCAAACUGCAGGUCUUUAACUCAUUUGUCUAUUUCAGAUAAUCCUUUAUACGGCGUCAUUCCAUCUUCGGUCGGGAAUUUAUCUUCCUUGCUCGAACGAUUCUCUGCCGGCCGUUGCAAAUUAAAUGGCACCAUUCCUGAUCAAAUAGGUGAUUUAAUAGGCUUGACGGUAUUGGCGUUAGACGAGAAUGAGUUAUCUGGUAAUAUUCCCCUUUCCAUCAAACAUCUGCAUAAGCUUGAAAGAUUAUAUCUUGUUGAUAACAUGUUGCAAGGCCCCAUUCUAAAGAUGAGUAACUUAGGAGCAGCAAUAUCUAGAGAUCUGUCCAUGAAUCAGUUGUCAGGGUCUAUUGCUAGCUCCAUUGGAAAGUUACAGAGUUUGGCUAAUCUGUCUUUGGCAAAUAAUAGUUUAGAAGGUUCUAUUCCCGUUUCCAUGGGAAACAUGAUAAGUUUGGUGACUCUUGACUUGUCUCACAACAACCUCUCUGGCUCAAUUCCAAAGUCAUUGGAAGCACUUCAACACCUAAACUACUUUAAUGUCUCUUUCAAUAAUUUGAGUGGAGAAAUUCCAAGUGGUGGUUCUUUCAAAAUCUUCACUGUGGAUUCUUUUAAGGGAAAUGUGGCAUUGUGUGGAAUUCCGAGGUUCCAUGUCCCAAUUUGCCCUGAUGUUUCUGAUCACAGAUUGAAGAGGAAAAAGAAGGUACAAGUUUUAUUUAUUGCUUUUGGGGUCGUGGCUUUCAUUUCAAUUGUUUGUCUAGCUUUUAUCUUUGUCAGAUACAAAAGGAAAGAUAAGAAAGUUCGAGAAGUUGUUGAGAUGAUAUCCAUUGUGCCCGAAAGAAUCUCUUAUUAUGAACUUAUGCAAGCAACUGAACAAUUCAGUGAGAGCAAUUUGCUUGGCACUGGGAGUUCUUGCUCUGUGUACAAAGGAAUUCUUAACAAUGGGAAGGUUAUCGCUGUCAAGGUGUUUAAUCUUCAUUUGGAAGGUAUUUCAAAGAUAUUUGAUGUUGAAUGUGAGAUUCUUUGUAGCAUUCGACAUAGGUGUCUGAAUAGUGUCAUAAGUUGUUGUUCCAAAGAAGAGUUCAAGGCAUUAGUGCGUGAAUAUAUGCCCAAUGGAAAUCUUGAGAAAUGGUUACAUUCCGACAACUAUUUCUUGAAUUUCAUGGAAAGAUUGAAUAUAAUGAUCAAUGUUGCAUCGGCUUUGGAGUAUCUUCACGGUGGGUAUUCGGCGCCUAUUGUCCAUUUUGGGAUAGCAAAGUUGCUAUGCGAUGGAGAUAGCAUGGUGUUAACCAAUACCCUAGGAACAUUGGGUUACAUAGCUCCAGAGUAUGGUUCAGAAGGAGUAGUCUCUACAAGGUGCGACGUCUAUAGCUACGGUGUGAUGUUGAUGGAAGUCUUUACUAGAAAAAAGCCAAGUGACAACAUGUUUGUUGGAGAUCUAAGCUUGAAGACUUGGAUUGAAAGGUUGGUUCCAGAAUUCACAUAUCAAGUUAUAGAUGCCAACUUAGUUAUGAAUGUUGAUGAAGAACAAGGCGAUAAAAUCGUGGAUUUCACAUCAUCCAUAUCAGAGUUGGCCUUAAAGUGUUGUGCAGAUCCUUCUUAUGAAAGGACUACUAAGAAAGAUGCUCUGGCUGAGUUGCAAAAAGUCUAA
Messenger RNA from Salvia splendens (bonfire salvia), 1911 nucleotides. Its product is annotated as receptor kinase-like protein Xa21. The transcript has 3 exons. NCBI's taxonomy places the organism in Eukaryota, Viridiplantae, Streptophyta, Magnoliopsida, Lamiales, Lamiaceae. Gene Ontology annotation, molecular function: protein kinase activity; ATP binding; protein binding. Bases 1 to 1911 code for a protein of 636 amino acids. Gene Ontology annotation, biological process: protein phosphorylation. The record is from RefSeq and is a predicted model, not a curated record.